Linum trigynum is the source of this 7457-nucleotide messenger RNA. Lineage: Eukaryota; Viridiplantae; Streptophyta; Magnoliopsida; Malpighiales; Linaceae. The record is from the annotation of a GenBank genome assembly.
CCAAUACAAUUUUGUUAUUGACAUUAGUGAAAAUAAUUAUUACUAGUGUAUGAUAGUGUUAUAUUAACAUUUUUAAAUGAAUUCGUAAUAACAAAUGUUAGUUACUUUAUGAUAAUAAUUGUAAGCAAAUCUCACAUUGACAAAGCAUGGGAGAGAUCCAUGGUUCAUAAGUAAGAAACCGAUGUUAACUGACAAGACGCGUUUUGGGGUGUAAUGGAGGAGUUAUUUUGGGAAUUCCGAAGUUAAACGUGCUCAAAGUGAAGUACAACAAAGAUGGGUGACCUUAUGGGAAGUCACCAUGAAUUGCACCCCAAGUCGAAAUCUGUGCGGGUGUAGAGGCCCAAAGCGGACAGUAUCUUGUCGGGAAAAGGUUCGGGAUGUUACAAGUGGUAUCAGAGCCUCUCCCCGUCCCUCUUGACCGAUGGUGGGGCAAACCUCAACGAGGGCGUUGAGUCCCAGGGGGGGUGUAUCAUGUAUGUAACACCUUAGACAAAUUCCACAUCGACAAAGCACGAGAGAGAUACAUGGUUCAUAAGUAAGAAACCGACAUUAACUGACAAGACGCGUUUUGGGGUGUAAUGAAGGAGUUCUUGUGAGAACUCCGAAGUUAAACGUGUUAAGGUGUAGUACAACAAGGAUAAGUGACCUUAUGAGAAAUCACCCUGAAUUGCAUUCCAAAUCGAAAUCUGUGCGAGUGUAGAGGUCCAAAGCGGACAAUAUGUUGUAGGGAAAAAAAUUCCCCAUGUUACAAUAAUUAUGGGGAAAAAAACACUAGGCCAUCCCACUUAUUAAAAAAAAAGAGUGUGACCAUAACCUCACCCGUUAUCGGAAACAAGACAGCAACAUAGAAAUGCGUGUAGUCGGCGAAAUCACUCUUCUUCUUCCUUCCCCUUCACGGAAUCUUGCCCAUGUUGUUUGAACGGCACUGGGAAAUUAAAUUAGUAGUUUUCUCCAUUCAAGCUGGCAGUAUAGUCAAUAGUGUGUCAUUUACUCAUAUUCUUUUUUAGAAUUCAACAGAAUAACCUUCACCGUUUACCCCUUUAAUAUAUUUGUAUGGCCUGAACUUUGACCAAAAUAAAUAUCCUGGCCAAUCUUUUUGAUCUAUAACAUAUUGGCCCAAACUAUACAGUAAAAUAACUAAAUUGGCCAAACCCGACGUUUGACCGUUCACUUGGACGGUCAAUCGUGUUGACUAACGGUAACGCGCCACAUCACCACCCAAUCAACAUAAAAAAUGUUGAAAAAUUCAAAAAAGAUACAUAAUCUCAUUAUUUUAAUUAAGUUAAAAAUAAAUAUAAAAAGAAAAGAAAAAAUAAUAAAAGAGAUAAAUGGUAAUAGGUGAAAAAACCAGUUUUUUUAAGUGUAUUGUGUUGAUUGGGCGAUGAUAUGGACCGUUGACCGUUAGUCAACACGUUUGAACGUCCAAGUUAACGGUCAAAUGUCGAGUUUGGCCAAUUUAGUUAUUUUAAUAUAUAGUUUGGGCCAAAAUGUUAUAGAUCGAAAAAAUUGGUCAUGAUGUUUAUUUUGAUCAAAAUUCAGGUCAUACAAAUAUAUUAAUUCUUUAUUAUUGUGUUCGUGGUGGUGGCGGGAUAUGGAUAGCUAGCCCGUUUUUUAUCCGGGUAUCCACACUACUCAACGGGAAAACCAAAUAUGUAUUUUUCUUCUUCCUUUUUCUCAUUCUUUUUCCCUCCUCAUUCCCCGCUUGGACUGCCACGAAGGUUUAUAACUUCGAGGAGAUAGACAAUGAUGUCAAAUAGGGAUGAGCGACGCAGCAGCAGCAGCGCGUGUAGCAAACCCUCCGAUGUAAAACUACCAAGCCUUCGGUUAUUUGAAUCAUAUACUAUAGGGUCUAAACCUGACCAAAAUUGAACCUUUUUUCAGCUAAAUUUUUUAGGCUUCAACAUGGUUCAUAUUCUUAGUAGAGUAUCCUCCUCUUUCAACUUUCAUUAACAAAACUACUACAAUCGAGAUUUAUGGACAAACAACAUAUACUUUAGUAAAAAAGGUUGGGACUUAAUAUCUUAUAAGUUAUGAGUCAAAACGAGGAGCAUAACAUGACUAUUUAUUGAUUAGUGGAAUCUCUUAUUUUAUAUUAUUUACAUUAUAACUAGAGUAUCAUUUAAUAUACGAGACGUUAUAGUAAUGAUCUCAAAUUGAAAUUAUUGUACAUGGUAUUUAUAAGGAGCGAGUCAAGAAUGAAGAGUCAUGAUGGGACGUGGUGCAAAGACCCUCGAUACAAACUCGCACGCCGUAAAAACAAGUAAGGAUAUGUCAGAUCGAAGGGUCGAGCUCAUGUUAUAUUAUCAUCGCUAAUUUUGAAUACAAGGAAACGUGAUUAUGAUGACUCCAACACAAGAAAUGUUAAUCCGAAUAUCCAACACAAACAUGGGUGAGGAAGAUGAUAUCUUUCUAGAGACUCGGAAUUGGACUUUAAAAUACACUCCAUCAAAUUACAUUCACUUAUCAAUAAAAUAUACAUAACAUUCUGAAUUUGUUCCAGGCGAAGACAUUAUCCGCUUUGAGUCCAUACCCGCACGAUUGCAUAUCAAGGUUACUUAUCAUAAUGUCACCCAUCCUUGGAGUGUGACACAAUGAGCACGUUUAACUUCAGAGUUCUCACAAAAACUCUUCCAUUUCACAACAAAAUGCUUCUUAUAAGUUAAUGUCAAUUUCUUACUAAUGAAUCGUAGAUCUCUCUCGUGUUUUGUCUAUGUUGGAAUUGCUUAAGGUGUUACAUACAUCCCCUAUAGGGACUCGACGUCCUCGUUGAGAUUUGCCCCACCAUUGUUCAAGAAUGACACAGAGAGGCUUUGAUACUACUUGUAACAUUCUGAAUCUUUUCUCAAUAAAUAUAUUCCCCGCUUUGGACUCAUACUCGCAUGGUAAUUUUGGCUUUGAGAUGCACCCCAAGACAAAAUCCGUGAGGAUUUAAACUCAAACUGGGACAAUAUCUUGUCGUAAAGAAGUUUGCGAUGUAUAUAUCUACUUUCGAAAGAAAAACUUCAAAUAACAAAAAAAUAUGAGUAACUGGAUAUUCAAAUAUAAUAAAAUCAAGUACCAUUAACAAUCCCAUUAUAAGCUGCAAACCCUACUAUCCUAGAUGGGAAAUAUGAAAUAUCCCUCACAUAAACGGGAACAAUCUCCACAGAUUCGCGAUCAGAUGCACGCUCCGCCGUAAGCGCGUCACUUCGGAUAGGUACAUCCAGCUAGGCGCUAUAAAUGCGUGUGAUCAUCCCCGUCCCGUUUUCAAUUCUCACAUUUCAUUACACAACAGAAACGACUUCCAGGCGUCACUCAUUCCCGCUACACACGAAACCUCUAGCCCCCGCAUCCGCAGUAGUUGGGCGGAGCUUUUCCUGCGUCUUCACUCUUCCGCCAACCGGAAAACUCUAAAUCACAGCCGGAGGGAAAAGCGACGGUGAAUAAGAAGGAAAAAAUUAUGGCGAAAGGAACGACGACGAUUGAUGUCGGAGCGGACGGAGUUGCUCUCAUCACCAUCAUCAAUCCUCCCGUCAAUUCCCUCUCCUUCGACGUGUUGUACAGCUUGAAAGAAAGCUAUGAUCAGGCAUUACGCAGAGAUGAUGUUAAGGCAAUUGUUGUUACCGGUGCAAAGGGAAAGUUCUCUGGUGGAUUUGACAUCAGUGCUUUUGGCGGAGUUCAGACAGGAAAGGUGGAUCAACCAAAGCCUGGUUACAUAUCAAUUGACGUACUUACAGAUACUGUUGAAGCUGCAAGAAAGCCUUCUGUUGCUGCAAUUGAUGGCCUUGCCUUGGGCGGUGGACUGGAAGUUGCAAUGGCUUGCCAUGCUCGAAUCUCAACCCCUACUGCACAAUUGGGCUUGCCUGAACUUCAACUUGGAAUUAUUCCUGGAUUUGGAGGAACACAGAGACUUCCACGUCUUGUUGGGAUCUCAAAAGCCCUUGAAAUGAUGCUGACGUCGAAACCAGUGAAGGGAACUGAAGCUCAUGGUUUGGGCCUUGUGGAUAGUCUAGUUUCUCCUAAUGAGUUGGUUUCCUCUGCACGCCGCUGGGCCCUAGACAUGGUGGAGGGCAAAAGACCAUGGGUUGCUAGCCUUUACAAGACUGAUAAGUUGGACUCAUUUGGAGAGGCAAGGGAGAUUUUCAAAUUUGGAAGGGCACAAGUGCGGAGACAAGCUCCCAACCUUCAACAUCCUUUAGUUUGCAUUGAUGUUGUGGAAACAGGCAUAAUUUCUGGUCCCAGAGCUGGUUUGUGGAAGGAGUUUGAAUCUUUCCAAGAACUCGUCCGUUCUGACACCUGCAAGAGUCUCGUUCACAUAUUCUUUGCUCAGCGUGGAACAACUAAGGUUCCUGCAGUCACAGACCUGGGAUUGAAGCCCAGACGAGUGAAUAAGGUUGCCGUUAUUGGUGGAGGACUGAUGGGCUCUGGAAUAGCUACUGCAUUAGUCCUAAGUAAUUAUCCUGUUAUUUUAAAAGAAAUCAACGAGAAGUUCUUGCAGGCUGGGCUGGAUAGAGUCAAAGCCAAUUUGCAGAGCCGAGUGAAGAAAGGAAAGAUGACUCAGGAAAAGUUUGAGAAAACUUUUUCUCUUCUUAAGGGUGCUCUUGAUUAUGAAAGCUUUAGAGAUGUGGACAUGGUCAUAGAGGCUGUAAUUGAAAACGUCUCAUUGAAGCAACAAAUCUUUGCGGACCUCGAGAAGUACUGCCCACCGCAUUGCAUACUUGCAAGCAACACUUCUACAAUUGACUUGAACUUGGUAGGCAGCAAGACAAGGUCUCAUGAUAGGAUCAUCGGAGCCCAUUUCUUUAGUCCGGCUCAUAUCAUGCCACUCCUGGAAAUUGUUCGCACCAACAAGACUUCUCCUCAAGUUAUUGUCGAUCUACUAGAUGUCGGUAAAAAGAUCAGGAAGACUCCAGUUGUUGUUGGGAACUGUACUGGGUUUGCAGUCAACAGAAUGUUCUUCCCUUACACACAAGCUGCUCUUUUACUUGUGGAGCACGGAACUGAUCUUUAUCUCAUCGAUAAGGCUGUUACCAAAUUCGGAAUGCCAAUGGGCCCUUUCCGGUUGGUUGACUUGGUAGGUUUUGGUGUGGGAGUUGCCACUGCAAUGCAGUUUAUCGAGAAUUUCCCAGAGCGAACCUACAAGUCUAUGGUUAUCCCUCUAAUGCAAGAGGAUAAGAGAGCAGGUGAAACUACUCGCAAAGGAUUCUACCUCUAUGAUGAUAAACGCAAAGCACGCCCAGAUCCUGAGGUGAAGAAAUAUAUUGAGAAGGCACGAAGCAUUUCUGGCGUUUCAGUGGAUCCCAAGUUAGCUAAAUUAUCGGAGAAGGACAUAAUCGAAAUGAUAUUCCUCCCCGUGGUCAACGAGGCCUGCAGAGUUUUCGCCGAGGGCAUUGCAGUUAAAGCUGCAGACCUCGACAUAUCAUCUGUCAUGGGAAUGGGUUUCCCUCCUUACAGGGGAGGCAUUAUGUUCUGGGCGGAUUCACUAGGAUCGAAGUACAUCUACUCGAGAUUGGAGGAAUGGUCCAAGACAUUCGGCGGCUUCUUCAAGCCCUGUGCUUUCUUGGCUGAGCGAGCUGCCGCGGGUGCUCCUCUGAGUGCUCCAGUGGAGCAAGCGAAAUCGCGGAUGUAGGACUUUCGGUCUCGAGCACGAUGAAAUACGAACCACCCUUACGUGUGGAGAAAUCUUCCAAAGAAAUUAUCUCCUCUUUGUCUUACCAGCAGAAUAAUGUCUUGAUGACAGAGAACUGGGGAGAAAGAAACAUAUUUUAAGAAACGAGAACUAGUAGAAUAAUACUUCUUGUUUAGAAUAGUCAAAAUCUGGAUGUGAUUUUAUGGCAUCUAUUUCCAGAGCUGUUCUUCUUCUGCGUCAACCUGGAGGCUCAUAUUAUAUGAACCACAGUAUUUCCAGACGUGAGCAAUGCUUUUUUUUUUUUUUUUUGCUUUGUGGGGAAACAAUUUGCUGCUACAAGACAGCAAGUUUUAAUAUUUUCAAGGUACCGAUUUCAAAGUUCAAACUAAACAGUUUAGGCUCGCGAAUUAGUAUAAACUGUAUAAUUGUCUCUGUUUUCAGAACCGGACCGGAAGCUGAACCGAAAAAGUUAGUGGUUCAUGGUUCAGUGGUUAACCGUUAUAAAACUGUUGGUGAACCGUUUAAGAACCGCUCAUACAUAUAAAAUACAAAAGACAUGUAAUAGACUAAUUAAAAACUGAAAUUUCCAUCAACCAUAAACAAUCAAAAUCCUUACUAUCAAUCACAAAAAUUCUCACAAAUCAUAAAGCUGUCUCACAAAAAAUCCAACGAAAGUUCAGAGGCUAAGUGCUCUUUCAUUCUAUGAAUCCCACUCCCUUUGACAAUCUUGUUACAUUCCAGACAAGUAAGAACUUUUUUUUACCUUCAAUCACUUGAAGAUUAACAUGUGCGAUCAUGUUUAUCGGUUGGAUUUGAGGUAGGAGCAACAUCGGAGAGUGGAAUUUGAGAUGGUUGAGGUUGACUCUCCAUUUCUCAAUUUGCAAAAUAUAAAAUUCUUUUAGUUAAUUAUGUAUGUUAUACUUUCUGAUCCCUAAUGUACUACGUGCUCCUUCAUGUGACUAUGAAAUGAAUUAUUAUAUAAAUGGGCCUUUGAAAUCAAUUGUAUCCGCAUGGCCAUGAUUUUAAAGAAUCAAAGAAAAGCACCAUGCACAAUAUAUAUAAGUAACAGUAUAACACAAUAGCCAUAUAGGUUUAAUAGGCAUAUAUAGCGAAAGUAUGUAGGGAGAAAAGAUAAAAGAAAGAGGUGUGUGUGCAGCUGAUUAAUCUAUCUACACUAUAUAAUACGUUUUCAUGAGUGACUUUUGCUGCAUUUCAAAAAUGGAGCCACAGGAUUAAUUUACGGAGGGAUAGUUUUGUCAAAACACCCUUAUCAAUUUUAGCCCAAAACGUUGCGUUCUAUUUUAUUGAUUUUGACUUUUUGUUAUUGUUUUUGCUUUUCCGUUUGUUUCUUCCUUUUGUUGUGCCACUCACUAACCCAAACGAUUUGUUUUGCCAAUAUUUAAAUUGUAGAUUUUUUUGGCAUUUAGUCUCCAAUCCCCCAUCCGUAAUCAAUUAUUAUGUCCCAUAAAAAAAAUCAAUUAUUAUGACUUCCACACAAAAAAAAAUCAAUUAUUAUGACAAACACUGCUUAAUAUUCUGCUGUCGCUCAAACUCAAUUCAUUAGAGUCUAAAUCAUGUUUGCGUAAUUCUAUUUUUGGAGUAUAUUAAUAUUCAAUUCAUUAGUUUUGGUCCAAAUUAUCAUUAAUAUUGGAAGUUCAAAAAAAAUGGAUACCUGAUUAUAAUGUUUUUUUUUUGUUAUGAGACAAAAAGAAAAGUAGAAACACCUAUAUUAAAGGUAUAUAAUUGGGUUGAAAUUAGUAAUGAAACUAUAUAUAUAAAUUUUUUAUACAAUCAUCUAGACUCAGGUAGAUCCAUUUGGAUCUAACCCAAAUGAAUUGAACCAAAUAGA